Molecule: messenger RNA, 4636 nt
Organism: Pieris rapae (cabbage white)
Lineage: Eukaryota; Metazoa; Arthropoda; Insecta; Lepidoptera; Pieridae
Gene: gas2
Product: GAS2-like protein 3
Exons: 13
Coding region: 316-2469 (717 amino acids)
Biological process (GO): actin crosslink formation
Cellular component (GO): actin filament
Molecular function (GO): cytoskeletal adaptor activity; actin filament binding; microtubule binding
Source: RefSeq, a predicted model, not a curated record
CUCUGCUGUGAGCAGUCGAAGAGUGAGGUAGUGUUACACCGCGCAAUAAAACGAUCGUAAAAUAACACGCGAAUUUAAGUUUGAUAAUUAAUUAGUGAGAGUGUAUUGUGCACUGUUUUGGAACGGCUGUUAUGUUUGCACCUAAGAUUUGCUGAUUUAAAAAUUUCGGUAACCUUGUUAUUUCAUAAUAGAAAACCAAUUAAAACUUCACCAAAUUAACACGAAUCAGUUAUGGUUUAGCAACAAGCCUUGGUACACACAAAAGAAAGGUGUUAGCUGAUAAUGGUGUGAUUUCGUCUUUUUGAUGUGUCAAUAAUGGCAUUCUACCGUUGUGGACCGACGGCCAUCGGCAGCCGGGCAUCGUGGUCCGUGACUAGCCCUGAUAAGACAUACGAGCGUCCUUUAAGUGGAAAUUAUGACAGGAUCUUCAACGCCUUUGAGAGGACCAACGCGUUUGAGUACGUCAAGAGCACCUUCGAGGGGAAAGAAGAAAGGCAUACAGGAUGCGGUGAAGUGGUGGUAAAUCGCAGAAUGUCGAGCAGUUUCGAGAGGGCGGACUGUGCACUGGCUGCGCAGACGCCAUGUUCUGAAGACGAGGAGUUUUAUAAGGAGAAGGUUCUGUACUCACAAGCCAGACAGCUGUUCCCAUUACAGGAGGACUUGGCUGAUUGGAUCAAUAAAAUUAUAGGUAUAACAUAUCUUACGGGCGAGAACUUUCUAGAUGUUCUGGACAACGGUGUUGAAUUGUGUCAGCUGGCUGCCGUCAUACAUGACCGGGCGCGGGAGGCACUGGACCAGGGGAUUAUAGUUGGGCCGGUGCCAGCGAUAAGAGGUAGAUGUUGGCAGCGUGCAGCUAGGCGGAGCUUCUUCUCCAGGGACAACGCCGAGAACUUCAUCACAUUCUGUCGUGAAUUGGGCGUUCAUGAGAACUUGCUGUUUGAAAGCGAUGACCUUGUCCUUCACAACCAACCACGACAGGUGAUCCUCUGUCUUCUCGAAGUGGCCAGACUGGCCACGAAAUUCAACGUAGAGCCUCCAGGCCUAGUCGCGCUGGAGAAAGAAAUCGCGCUGGAAGAACGGGAUUCGGGAUUAGAUUCAGCCAUGUCUGGAGCGGCCUGGCAGUUCAGGGACUCGUCACCACCUCUUGAUAAACCAACCAAAAAAGAGAAACAAACAUUGGAACCUAAUGAGACCUCAAAUUGCAGCAUUAAAAGGCCUACUGUCGAUCCUCGCAAGCAACAGAUUCGGAUAUAUAUCAAUAAUCCAUUUUGCCUACUUGUUUUUAUGGAGUUUUAUGGAAUACCUUUUAUUACAAAUGAAGUAUGCGUGGAGGACAGUGUGGAAGUGGCGAGCACGCGUUCGGAUAGUUCAUCAGACACCGAUGUUCCUCUCAGACCCACCAACGAGCUGGACAAAAGGGUGCAAUCAAUAACACGUUUAUUGGAGCGUGGUUGCAGAUGUGGAUCUGGAAAAUGUUCACGGCUAUUGAAGGUGAAGAAGGUGGGCGAAGGGCGGUACAACAUCGCCGGCAGAAAUGUCUUUAUAAGGUUACUAAAAGGCCGCCACAUGAUGGUCCGUGUCGGAGGUGGCUGGGACACUUUGGAGCACUUCCUAUCUCGUCACGAGCCCUGUCAGGUGCGCCUUGUCACUCCAGGACGCCGAGACCUUCUGCCACUCGCACCCACACCCGCUUCCAACACCGCAAAGGAGAGAACUUCACCGUCCCCCACCAACCGUAUCUCACCCAAUAGAACCACCACAUCCCCAAGUACCACCGAAAAGAUCACCCCACGGAACAGCGUCUCUCCAUCGAGUAGCAAAACCUCCCUCAAAGAAUCUUCCGUUUCCCCAGCUCAUAGCAAAGCUUCGAUCGACUCACCUGUCGAGCCUUUUAAGCAAAAAUCCAAAAACACCCCAAAGACAUCCACACCCAACAAACCAGUUGUCAGAAAUCGUUCUGCGUUAACGCUACCCCUGAACGAGAAACCGAGAAAGCAAUCAGCCCCCGCCAGUUUCAGCACUCCAAACACACCAAUAAACAGACCGGAACAGAGAAAGUCCGUGCCGACGCCCAAAAAAUCUCGCAGCAUGAGUCUAGCGCUCCAGAACGAUAAGAAAUUCUGCGGCACAGAGAGAUUAAACCAAGCCAGAAAAUCAAGCGUACCUGACGCGCGAAAAACUCGAAGCCAAAGUUUAGCCUCGACGCCAAUAAAUGAGCCGAAGAAACUGCUGCCCACGUAUGGAAAGAAGACGAGAAGCAUGAGUCUGGCCACCACAAAUGACUUUCCGAAGCCUUUGAAAAAGAGUCUGUCUGCCAGCAGCACUCCAGUCACGCAGGCAGCUAUAGAAGAGAGUAUAAGGUUGUCGUUGGAAGCGACGAUUGCUGAUCCUACGUCGCCCAAGAAGCCAUUCCUUCACAUCAAAGCCAAAUAUAGAAGUCCGCCACCAAGAGAAGUGCCGCCAAGAUAAAUCAUUCCAUAAGGAACUUGUGGGGCAUUUUUAUAAAUGUGACAAGCAUGCGUCACACUUGGAAAUCAUCACAUUGGUUAUUUUGGGAAUCCUUUAUUGUUCAAAUGGAUAUGUCAGAGCUUAAUCAGCCGUUCAAUUAAUAACCUAGCCGUUUAACUAACGGCCUGAAAGAUAUUCAGCCGUACCGUUUGUUACAACAUUGGAUAACAGAAUCGAAAAAAAUAACAAAUUAUAUAAAAAAAUAUUUCUUUUAAAAUUAAGUUUCUCGAGUCAAAUUCACAUUAUUAUUCUAUACACUCUUGCAUUGUACUUGUUGUUUUUCAUGAAAGUUUGGAAAACACUAUCAAAUUUGUGGUAGGCCGACGCCAUAUUGACAUGAUAGUUUCUUUUUAUGUUUAAUUUAACAGUAGGCUAGGGAAGUAAUGAAACGUCUUCGAUCCAAGUCAUUUGCCUAGCUGUUUGAUCAACUGGCUGAACAUCUUUCAGGCCGUUAGUUUAACGGCUAUUUAAGCCAAUAGGCUGUGACAUAUACGCCAUGAUUGGCAAGAUGAUCCAUAUUUCACGUAGUAAGUUCUGAAGAUAGAGACAACUUGAUAAUGUCAAAUUGGCAUUAGAAAAAUAAGUACUGUCUUUAGCGAUGUCCAUAGAGAACAAAUGUACUGAACAAAACAAAUGACAGUGCAGGCUCUUGGCAAGUUUAAGAAUACGACCAGAGUAAGAAAUAUUAGGUGACAAAGAACAACAAUAACUUCGGUACAAUAUUAAAUGCACUUAAUAAUAAUACAAAGUAAUAACAGUUACAGAACUUCAAAAAAAAUGCGUCUUAAAGCAAAAAGUCUAUGGAUUUUCAAAAUAUGUAAUUUGUUGUGAUUAAAACACUGCUCCCAAAGUUCCUUUUCGCGUAUAAUACCAAUUCGUAGAUUUUAUAAAUACGUUAUUUAUUAUAAAAUCUACUAUUCAGUGGUAUUUUAGCUUUAGAUAUUGUAAGUGUUUUCACGCAUAGAUUUUCAUAGAAUUUGUAAAACGCAUGAAUAAUGUUCAAGAUUUUGUUUGUGUUCAAUAAUGUCCACAGCGCUGCUCAUAAUUUGAAUUCUAUUUUCAUUUUUAAUUUGCAAUCUAUUUUUAUUUAUAUGAAUAAAAUAGUGAAGAAUUCUAUUUAUUUAAGAAUUAAUGUUACAUUUAUAAAGUGACAGCUCUACGAUUCGUGCAUGUCAUUGUCACUUUUGACAUGCGUGAGCUAUACUUAAUCUCGAUUCUGAAUCUCACGUAUAAACUAAACAGAUUCACGAAUAUUAAAUUGUAUUGAAAAUCUAUGCGAUAUUCUUGAUAGUUAAGAGGUAUAGUAUUAAAUUCGACGCUAGUGUAGUACUAGGCCGCUUACUCAACGGGAUGCUAUGGCGACAUCGAUGGCGACGGAUACAAACAAUUUGUAUUGAAAUAUAGCACUGAACUCACUUGAAGAAGGUUCCAGAAAGAAAAAAGAAUAAGAUUUUUGAGGCUUUGGUCUUGGCUGUGCUUCCAAAGUGAGCUGUCACACAUUUCAAUACAAAUUGUUUGAACACGCAGCUAGCGACGUCGCCAUGGCAACCCUGUGAGUUAGCGGCCUUAGUGUUAAUUUUUAUUUAAAUUUCUCAUGUAAUUUCAUUAAUGCUCCCGCGGGAGGCUAGUCAUAAUUUGUUAUUGCAAUAAUUUAUGUGAAUAUCCCUAAUGUAUACGAUGCUUCUGGAUUUAAUGGUACAAAAUUGUUGAAGUCCACACGAGUCUAUUUUCAUAAGACAAUAACAAUAUUUUUGCACCUAGAUAAGCACUAGAUAGAAUAAGAAAUUUUUUACGAAUCAAUUUCUUCCAUUUGACUUGAGCUUUUAGUGCUGUUUUGAAUCAUUCACCAACAGCCGGCCGUAGACAAAUGUACACUCACUCUGUGUCGAGGGCUGUCACGUUUGACAGUUGACAGUUCUCAAGACGACUCGAGGUAUGUUUAAAUCGGCUUAAAGUUUUUCACAAGUAUAAAGGAUCACAUUUAACACUUAUUGCGAUUUUUUUAAUUCGUGUAAAACUUGGUGAAAGAAAUUUUUGUUUGGUUCAAAACAGCAAUCUCACUGUAAUAUGUGUGAGAAAAUUUUGUGCCAAUAAUCGAAUUUGUCUUAAUAAACAUUUUGAUAUCUUA